AUGUCCACCGCUGAAUUUUCCAACACUGCCAUUGGCAAUGCUACCGAGCAGGUUAUGAAAAUUGUACAGGAAGCGGCAAAGUUGAAGGAUGGUCAUCCUGAUCACCUCAAGUUGGCUGUGGAAAUUGGAGAUCUGAUGUCGCUGGUAUUCAAGACCCAUGCCAUGUCGGUGACGACUAUCCUGCUGAUCCUGCUUUCUGCAGCCAUGGAGAUGCUGGAGCAUCUGGAUGCGAUGCAGCAACCUUUUGCCAGUGUACCUGCAUGGAAUAGGAUCACAACCAACAAUCCCCAAAUCCAGCAACAUCCAUUGAAGGAGAAGGCACGAAGCAUUGCUGUUGCCAGGCCCAAGCCUCAGCCUGUGGCAGCGGCAAAAGCAUCCACCGCUGUUGCCAGCCCCGCCCAAGCCAAAGGAAUUCAACACCGGCAUAUACCUCCUCCUAGAAAGCCAACUCGAGUUCAGAAGAGAUGCAAAGGGUCAAAUACCAGUUCGCUGCCAAUUGAAGGCGGCGCACCACAACAUCAAAUUGCCAACACUACCGAAACGCAGACUAAGACUUCCAAACAUCCCAAAGUCACUACAGAAGCAGUGUCGCCGGUGCAAAAUCCACUGAAGGAGGAUGUCAAAGCGGACAUGGAUGGUUCGGAGCUUGUUCCACCGUGUGCAUCAUUUGUCGUGAAGGAUAUGGUGCCACAUGUGCCAAACUUCGAGCUUGUGGUCGUUGCUCCCGGCAAAAACUCAAAUGUUCUCAUGCCAAACCCGAACCUGACAAUGGCAGAAGAUAUGCUGGUGUCUGAAAAUGACGUCGGCACUGCUACCGCUGCCAUGUUGAUGCCAUUGCCGGCCACCUCGGUGCCACCAAUCACCACCCUAGAGGUGGAGACACCACCUGCUGCGCCAUCGGCGUCCUUGAGACAGGAUCCUCUGAUGGUCACAGACGAUUCUGGCGAUGGGCUCACAAAAGUGUUGCAGGAGAUGUUGUUGGAGGUGAUACAAGAAUCAGCGAAUUUGAGUGCCAUGAAUGCCACUCUUAGGGACAGUACUGCCAGCCUCCGGGCUAGCGUUACCAAGCUGCAGGCUGAGAAUACCGCCUCCACAACACAGUUGAAGACACUGGAAGCCAGGAUCACCACUCAGGAUGCCGCUCUCCUUGAAUUGCAAGGCCUUAGGGCAGAGGUAGAGACAUUGCAAGAUCAAGUCAAGACAUGGAAAGAGAAAUCAGCAACAAGGCAGCAGCACCUUCGACGUGUUCAAGAUCAAUUGGGGCAACAAGAACUCGCCACCAGUGUCCUUCGGGAUGCCUACAAUGCCAUCUGGCAACAUCUUAUGGGACAGCCAGGUCCAUUAUCUUCCCCCUUGGUAAACUCCUUGUAUCUUACCAACCCUAUGUAUGGCGGCGGUCAAAGCAUGGUGCCCAUCAGCAUGGGUCAGAUGCAAGCCAUGGAAGGCUUGUAUUUCAACUUGCCAUCAUCGGUUGGUAACAUCUCCAGUGGCUCCAUAUUGGGCGGUCCAUCCACUGGCCCAUCUGUUACCACCAAUGCCGGCAGCACGCAUACCGGCAGUGACACAAUGACCCGGGCGGCAUCAGGUGUAGGCACCAAUAGAUAG
Suillus paluster is the source of this 1605-nucleotide messenger RNA. RefSeq lists its product as uncharacterized. The transcript has 9 exons. Lineage: Eukaryota; Fungi; Basidiomycota; Agaricomycetes; Boletales; Suillaceae. The record is from RefSeq and is a predicted model, not a curated record. The coding region runs from base 1 to 1605 and encodes 534 amino acids.